AUGGCCUCUUCCAAUUGUUUUGUUUUAGCCAUUUUCAUGGCUCUGUCAUUGUUGAACAUCAAUGUUGGGCUAGCAGCUCGUCAUCUCCUCCAGAUGCCACCAGCUUUUCCCGGAGUAACGUUGCCACCACUGCCAUCUAUCCCCAAUCUCCCACAACCGACAUUGCCGACAACUCAGCCAUCGUUACCCAAGCCUGGAGCUCUGCCUCCACUUCCUAGCAUGCCAACAUUGCCUACCAUGCCAUCCGUCCCUCCUCUUCCUAGCAUGCCAACAUUGCCUACCAUGCCAUCCUUCCCUACAAUACCAACUACCAUCCCAUUCUUCUCGCCACCUCCUUCAAAAACGACCCCUUGA
Molecule: messenger RNA, 354 nt
Organism: Hibiscus syriacus
Lineage: Eukaryota; Viridiplantae; Streptophyta; Magnoliopsida; Malvales; Malvaceae
Product: protein PELPK1-like
Exons: 1
Coding region: 1-354 (117 amino acids)
Source: RefSeq, a predicted model, not a curated record